Messenger RNA from Osmia lignaria (orchard mason bee), 888 nucleotides. RefSeq lists its product as uncharacterized. NCBI's taxonomy places the organism in Eukaryota, Metazoa, Arthropoda, Insecta, Hymenoptera, Megachilidae. Gene Ontology annotation, cellular component: chitin-based extracellular matrix. Gene Ontology annotation, molecular function: structural constituent of chitin-based larval cuticle. The record is from RefSeq and is a predicted model, not a curated record.
AUCGUGACACGUCUACUCGCGUACUUCUGGACAUUGCCACAGAGAACGAGCUCUUGUUAAGUCUCUUUACAAACAAUUACAAUUGAAUCGAAUCAAAUUUCGUCAAUCGUUCGAAAUUUUUCGUGUCGUUACGUGAUAGAUCCAGGAAUUUCAAUUUUAAUCAUUGUGCGAUCAUCAUGAAAAGUUUUAUCGUUCUGGUGGGUUUUCUAACAAUGGGUUAUGCGCAACUCAAUAGAUAUCCGUACAAUCCCGAUUAUUAUGGCCGACGUUUCGCCAUAUUGCGACAAUCACAAGACUCCUCUCCGGAUGGAUCGUAUUCCUACAGUUACGACACGGAGAACGGCAUAUCAGUAGCGGAACAAGGAGUUCCAAAAUACGCCCCACCGAAUCAAAUCGAAUCUGUACGAGGUCAAUUCAGCUACACUGCACCGGAUGGUACACCAAUUUUGGUUACUUAUACAGCGGACGAAAAUGGUUUCCAAGCUAGCGGUGCUCAUCUACCAACACCACCACCGAUACCAGUCGCGAUACAACGCGCACUGGCUCAUAAUGCAGCCCACCCUGAAGAGGAUGAACUUUACAGAAGAUACUAGAAGAUCCUGUCACGUGUCUCGGUUAUAGGAAACGGCUCGUACAAACCAGAUUAACCCUUGUGUUAAUUAACCGUUUUUAUAUAACACGAACAUGUGAUAAAUGUGAAAAUUCGAGAUGGUAUUCGAGAUGGAAUUUCAGUGAAAUUAGUUUUAAAAUUAAUUUAGAAUAAUUUCGAUGCUUCAGUUAUUGACACAAGGGUUAAAACAGUAUAAUGUUAACAAAUAUUGCUAUUAUGUAUCAUUUCUUGCCUAUUUGUUGUUUAUCAUUGUUUAUAAAUAAACAGCCUUGAGAAAA